GCGAUCUGUUAUGGUCUCGUUUGCUUCUCACUGAACGAGUGUACGAACAUCCACAAGGGGCUCUCCCCGAACCUCCGUGCAUCGCGGACCGCUCAACGAAAGAGCCGAUAUAUAGACCUAUAGACUUUUCCACCUCCAAGUUGACGAUCACGCAUCCACAAGUUAUUCCCUGGACGCUAUGCUCUCCCACACCUCCGAAAUAUACCCCGCCUGUUCGGCGCAACCCACGUCGUCCGACCUUCACGCCCAUCCAUUGCUGCAGAUGUUCCUGCAGCGUUGCGCCUAUACCCACAGUGAAGUGUUCGCCCAGGUGUUUGCCUACGCGUCGAUGACCUUUUGGCUAUGUGCCCAGAUGCCGCAGUUGUGGAGGAACUACAAACGGAAAAACGCUGAUGGGCUCAGCGGGGCGUUUCUUGCGAAUUGGCUGUUGGGGGACGUUUGCAACCUCGCUGGCUGCAUUCUGACGAAUCAGCUGCCAUUCCAGACUGGCCUUGCAACAUACUUUGUUUUUGCCGAUGUAACACUGCUGGCUCAGUACAUCUACUAUACCCGCGUCCGCCCAGCGCCGAUCCGCCGCAACAGCCGCUCGAUGCUUAUACCCCUCCCCACAUCCGCAUCUCACGCCAGUCUGCUAAUCGAGAACACGAGUAUGAUUGACCCAACGGAAACAUCAGCUCUCCUCUCGCUUCGCCGUACGCAGUCGUCUACGGCGUUUUUCGGAGUGAUGCUUUUUGGGUUCUCCAAUCUUCUAACCGGCGCGGUUCAACAUUCCCAAUCAACCGGGACGCCGUCCGCCGUCAUAUCUCCGCCUCCCGAGUUUGGUGUCAUGACCGAGACCCCCGCCCCUAGCCCCAGUCUCGCCCACAUCAUCGGGGUCAUCACAGCUUAUCUCUGCAUGGUCCUGUACCUCUCCUCCCGCAUCCCACAAAUCAUCCGGAACUUCCGUCGCCGCUCAACCGAGGGUCUGGCGAUGUCCAUGUUUGGAUGCGCCGCGUUCGGAAACCUCACCUACGUACUCAGCAUCCUCUGCACGAGGAGGGACCCCGACUUCCUGAAAGGCGCCGCACCCUAUCUCAUCGGCAGCGGCGGAACCCUGAUCUUCGACGCCAUCAUCUUCACCCAGUGGUGGUUCCUCGGCGGACGCCAGACGCAACGCCGGCGAUGGGAUGGAUAUGCUUUCAUCGGCAGGCCGGACGCCAAGAGCCCUGUCCUUGCGGAUGAGGAUCUGUUAGUGGAUGUGGAGGAUAAUUCAUUUUUGAGUAGUUUAGCCGAUGCGUCGGAGGAGGGGCUUUUUUUUGUCAAAGCGGCCGCGGGGGCGAUACGGGAUGCCUGAUGUGUGGGGAGUUCGUUGAGACAGUACUGCAUAGAUAG
This is a messenger RNA of Fimicolochytrium jonesii, 1371 nucleotides long. RefSeq names its product PQ loop repeat-domain-containing protein. The transcript is spliced from 2 exons. Lineage: Eukaryota; Fungi; Chytridiomycota; Chytridiomycetes; Spizellomycetales; Powellomycetaceae. The coding region runs from base 179 to 1333 and encodes 384 amino acids. The record is from RefSeq and is a predicted model, not a curated record.